AUGAGCCAUAUGAUCAGGGAGGUAGGAAGCAAAAUCCUUAUAACAACACGUAGUUGCAAUGUUUCAUCAAUUGUGAAAACUGUUUCAGAUAUUUCAUUGCAAAAGUUAUCAGAUGAUGAUUCUCUCCGUAUGUUUGUUCACCAUGCAUUAGGAGCAAGAGAUUUUAGUGAUCAUCUAGACUUGAAAGAAACUGGGUUGCAGAUUGUGAGGAAGUGCGAUGGCUUGCCAUUAGCAACUAAAACGAUCGGAGGGCUAUUGCACGGUAGGAUGGAUUGUGAUGCAUGGAAAGACAUACUAGAGAGUGAGAUUUGGAAUUUACCUGAAGCGAAGAGUGGCAUCAUUCCAGCUCUAUGGUUGAGUUACUGCCAUCUUUCUUCACAACUGAAACAAUGCUUUCCUUAUUGCUCUAUAAUCCCCAAAGAUUAUGAAUUUACGGAGCAAGAAAUAAUCCUACUAUGGAUGGCAGAAGGUUUCCUAAAUGAAGCAAACACUACACAGACUGAAGAUUUGAGUCGCAAGUACUUUAAGGAACUUGUAUCAAGGUCCUUUUUCCAAGUAUCUAGAAGGAAGAAAUCUCAUUUUGUAAUGCAUAACCUUAUUAAUGAUCUAGCUCAAUCAGUUGCAGGAAAAAUAUGUUUCAGAAUGGAGGGAAAUGAACAAAUGAAAUAUCCAAGACAUGUUCGCCACUCAUCUUAUAUUGCUGGCCAGUGUGAUGGUAUCAAACAGUUUCAGACCUUUUAUUCAACAACCAGUGUGUGA
Molecule: messenger RNA, 759 nt
Organism: Durio zibethinus
Lineage: Eukaryota; Viridiplantae; Streptophyta; Magnoliopsida; Malvales; Malvaceae
Source: RefSeq, a predicted model, not a curated record